Molecule: messenger RNA, 333 nt
Organism: Plasmopara halstedii
Lineage: Eukaryota; Oomycota; Peronosporomycetes; Peronosporales; Peronosporaceae
Product: RxLR-like protein
Exons: 1
Coding region: 1-333 (110 amino acids)
Source: RefSeq, a predicted model, not a curated record
AUGAGGAGUCGUCUCUCGUUGCUGUGCGCCGUAGAAAUUGUCUCCGUGGCCAAUUUCCUUACGAUUGCAUCUGAUAUUUCAAAUCAGAAUGAAGUCGUCGAUUGGCAUGAUAAUAAAAGUGUUGGAAGAACUCUCGUGACUGUUGACGAUGAGAUGAGAAUGCCUGUAAAUGCAUUAGUGACAAGACUAAAUGAGAUUUCUCGUGAAAAUGUGGUCGAAAAUUUGGAGACUGUCGUGGAGUCAGUUGCGACGUCGUUUGCUCAAAACAGCGAGUCAACUUACGCAAAAUUUUUGAAAACAAGGAAGCUGUGGAGACAAAGAUUGAUAAAAUGA